Messenger RNA from Anas platyrhynchos (mallard), 4312 nucleotides. The record is from RefSeq and is a predicted model, not a curated record. NCBI's taxonomy places the organism in Eukaryota, Metazoa, Chordata, Aves, Anseriformes, Anatidae.
AGGGACUGCCGGGAUCCCGAGGCGGGCUUUAUCCUGCAACUGCUGCAAUUUGCUGGGAAGAACAGGGGAGCAAAUUUGGACCCAGCUUUGAGUGGCUGACUACACUGGAGAAUUAAAUACAGCUAUCAUGUGCUUGAUGUGAAACUUGAUUUUUUCUUCUUUUUGCAACCAAGGUUUUUUUUUUUUUUUUUUUAACUUGAAAAACUCCUUUUUCACCUUUUCCUCCACACACAGAGGUAAUGCUGCAAACAGUCUGCAUGAGUCCUGAACUACUGGUCAAUCAAAACAGCAGUGAAAAUGAAACCUGUGGCUACAGCCCAGGCCAGGGAUCUCCUCUGCCUGGAGAAACUGCCAGCCCCAAAAGCUCUUUUCAACAAAGCCCAUCGUUGCCAGACUCUGGAUUAACUGAACUUAACAUUGCGAGCCCUGAGAUCUACCCUACACCUCCACGUAAACCACAAGAGAUGUCUGCUCCUGCUGAGCCUGCACUCAGCUCCAACCCCCCUCAGAAGCGUUACAUGGGCGUGAGGGUGAAGAUGCCAGUACGGGAGCUACUGAAAAAAAUCCGGCUUUCCAAAGGCCUGGAGCCAGCUCAGAGCAAGGAAGCCUCAUUAGCGAAGAUGGCAACCAAAGGAUCCUCAGGAAAAGCAGCAGAAAAGAGAAGAGUUCACCCUUAUACAGAGAAACAGCUUAGACAGAGCAAGCAGAGCAUUGGGCAGACGCUAAAAGGCUUAGAGGACCUCGAUAUCCUGGUGGAGGUGCUGCAGGAAGACUUGAACAAAAGCCAACUGCAGAAGGAGGCUCUGUGCUCGGUGCCAGAUGGCUUCGGGCAGGGCUUCUCCACGGACCCGCAAGCCUCUCGGUGGGAAAGCAGGGGAAGCAAGCAGGCGGCUGGUGGCCUGCAGGAGAGGCGCCACGGCUUCACCAAGUUGCAAUCCCAGUGCUGUUUUAAAGAGCACGGCUCAGCCAUACAGGAAGAGGUACAGAAAAACAUACAAGAGCCCAGCUCUCAAGGAACCUUCCCAAGGACAAGUGAGAAAGAGAGCAGCUGGUGGGUGCAGGACGCCCGUGCCGGUACCCAGAAGGAUUUCUGGAGACACCCUGCACAGAACACAUCUCCCUGCUUUGACCCAUCAGGACACUACCCGGAGGCAUUUCUGGAAGCUAACGCGGGCUCUCCAGAUGCUGGGGGACACGUGAGGUUGACCUCGACUUCCUUCACACAGCAGGAUCUCUCUGCCAUCUCUUUCUUCCAGUUCCAGCUACACAGGGAGGAAAGUUUGCUGCGAAACAUCCCGGCCGACAAACUGCUUGCACCUGAUGAAAAUGGCAACAGGCUGCUGCACAAGGCUGUUGCACAAGGAAGAAGAGCCCUGACUUACGCGCUUGCACGGAGAUUUGCAGCCCUAAAUAAAAUUGAUGAGAAGGACGCAGAGAAACGGACUGCGUUACAUCUUGCUGCAGAAAAGAACCAACACCUGAUGGUCAGCGACCUUAUAUCCCUGGGAGCUAAUGUCAAUGAGCAGGAUGGUCUGGGGAAAACUCCGCUCCACCUGUGUGCAGAGAAUGGCUACUUGAGAGUUUUAGAGGUUUUGAAGAACUGCAAAGACAAUGGCAUGCGGGUAGAAGUGAACCUGACCGACCACUAUGGUUUAACCCCGCUGCACUGUGCUGCUCUUGCCCAUACUGCCUUAGCUCUGGAAUCGCAGAAAACUGACAUCAAUACUGACACGGGAAGGUUUCUCAGACUACGCAAAGAUCAAAUUCUCGAGGGAAUUAACUGCUUAUUGCAAAUGGGAGGAAAACUGGAGAUGCAGGUACUAAAUUCAUGUCAGAUUACCACUCCCUAUUUGAAAAUUGAGGAGAAUACUGAGCUAAUGUGUUUGCUCCAGACCUAUAAACCCAAGAGAGAGGAUCUCCUUCAACAGAGUAACAGUUUGCUGGAGGUUCCAAGAAUGCCUUGUCCCUCAUCGCCAGACAACUUUUCUGAACUUCUUUCCAUUUCAUCUUUGGACUUCAUUGACAUCGUUCUUAAAGGGAAAUGCUGAUAAGGCUCAUUAUCUGUAUCUCACGGUCCACGUGCUGCAGCUGUUGCUGAAGAAUAGACCAAGAACAGACAGUAAAAGUCUUCAGAUGUAAUAUAGCUUGAACUAACUGUUGAAAAUAUCUCCUCAGUACCCAGAAUUAAAGAGUAAAUACUAAAUAGGGAAGAUCCUUAAGCCAUGUUUUAACAGUGUUAGGCAUUCAGUGUUAGAUGCUCCAGUCAAUCAAUAGGUCUUAAUUUUCUCAUGAAACUGAGCGCUUGCACUUCUUUUUGGAAGUCUCUUUGAGCUGUAGGUGUUCUACGUUCUGAAGCUCUGACAAGGGUAUUUACACUGCUGCCUAAUUUGAAAAAAAUAAAUUGUAGCCCUUCAAAGCCUAGUCCUGAGCGUAUCAACAUACAGUCUCUACAGUCUGAACUUACUGUUCAGAUGUGCUGAAAAGCUCAGGCAACGUCAUUUUAGACAUAAGCUAUGGGAAAUCAGAAUCUGAUGGGCUGUAUUUAAUGCUUUCAGUAGUCCGGCUCUCAAUUUGUUCAAGGCUGGAGUUGUCACAUUUCAAGGCAGUCCCAUUGGAAAAAAAAUCCCUCCCCCUCCAAAAAAAAAAAAAAAAAAAAAAAAGGAACACCCCCACACUGAUACUGAGCAUGUUUUUUCAACAAAAGUCAAGCUCUUUAUUUAUGCAAUCAGAAUUUGCCACUAGUAAUGGAACGGAGGUGAAGUCUGGGACAUAAAACAUUUUGAAUCAGUUCAUUCUUGGUGAUCUAACAGAGGAAAAUAUCUUCAUAAAAUUCAAAUGUAUAAAAACACCUCAAAGAAUCCUUUGUUGUACUGAGCAACUGUGCAAGUUGGAAGGCUAACAGUAGCCUGAAUUAUUUCCUACUGCGAGAUACCCAAGUAUUCAACAGGAUUCCCAGAAAUUAGGUAUUAACUGUUAAAGAGAAAUCUCUUCCCAGACUUCACAUAAUUUGAACUUCUGAUUGUGAAUUAGCUGGUUUCUAUGAAACUUCCCUGUUUGCUACAUAUGGAGCAAUCUACAUUGACAUAAUCUACAAAAUGAUUGAUCCAGCAAUUAGCUCACACACAUCCCUCCCAUUAAACUGGGAGGUUUUUCAUGUGUAAGCAUUGCAGGAUCCAGUAUUAAGUACUCAGCAUGCUUGGGGAAUUUAUCUUUAAUGAUCCCUUUGAGUCUCCUUGUUGUAAAAAGGUUUCUUUUCUCCUGUUGGAUAUCCUUAAGUGUUAAGCUCCAAGAGCUAUGUUGCACAGCAUCAACCAAGUUUUACUGAAAAAUGACAGUGUUUAAGUUAACUCCAGUGGGACUUGGGCCAUAUCCUGUUUCUCAUGCCCUGAGCAGCUAAACAGUGUUCUUCUGUAUUGCAUUACUCUGCAUUUAUUUUCUCUAGUGUGAAUGAGACAUGGUACAUCAAAAUUCUUAUGUAUAUUGUAAAAUUUGUGUGUUGUUAUUCACAUAAUGAGUUGUAAAACACUGGAACAUUCAUCCACCUCCUUCAAUAGGCGUUCUACAUGUUUUAAUCAUAUAAAGUCUUUCCUUUCCCCUUUUGGGUUUUAUGUUUAAGUACAAAGAUUUUCCUCUUAUUUUUUUUCUGUCCUCCCUAUUACCACUCAUUCAUGUUUGCAUUUUAGCUCACAUCUGAGCUCACAGCUCUUUUUAUUCAUCUGAAGAGAAUUAAUGAGGAUCUUCUGAGUUACUCAGCCUCCAUUCGUGAGGCUUAAGGAUCAGAUCCAACACCCAUUGAAACUAAAGACUUCCUGUGUUCACUGAAAACUAAGAAAUUCUGUAUCACAGACAAAACCAAGAAAGAAGCGGUACAGCGAACAAGUAGGGAAGUACAUCAAUAAGCAUUUUAAGAGAAAAAAUGAAUUGAUUUAUGGGAUAUCUUUAAAGAGUGUAGAAAACUACUGUGUACGAACACAGCAUUAAUCAAGUUCAUUUAUUCACAAGGACUCCAUUCAGGUGAAAGGAGGACAGGAACUUUAACCUAUUAGUCUGUAUCAUUUAUUCAACAUACCUAAAGCUGAACUAGCCUGUGAAGUAUAUUCUACGAGUUAUAUCUUAAUUGCAUUACCAUUAGUAGGUACCCUUUAUGUUGUUUCAUUGUUCCUUCGUGCCAAUAAAUACAUGAUUUCAAGCAGUAUGUAUCUUACUUGUUCUUAUGAAUUGUUAUUGUCAUGCUACACUCACAGCAGAAGUGACUAUCAUAGAAAGAGCAAAUCAGGAAGACUUAAAAUAAUAAAAAAUGACAAGCAUAAGA